GAUGAGAUAGGGCUUUUGAAAGGACAAGAGCCUCAACCCCGAACGAUGACACUGCUACUGUUCACACUACUCCGUCCACCAACCUUCCGGCGGAAUCACGACGGACGCAAGCGAUCGCGCCUCCAGUAGCUCCAGGUCCGUAGGCACCGUUUAUGUUUAUCUUUAGUGUUCCAGCCUGCGGUGGGUUCCAAAAUCGUGACGAUCCGUCGCUGAUCUUACUAGAUUCGCUGGAUUUUGGGGUCCAUCUGUUGAAACUCUUCAACCCAGUUAAACCAGACUCCACAAGAUUGCUUCGUUCUGGUUUUUUAUUUCUGAAGAUGGCCUGAUUUCUUGACUUCCAGAUAUUCGACUUUACUCAUCGUUUCUGCUCUUUUCCCCCCUUUGUCUGCAAUAAGAGCAUAGAAAAAGAAUUCCGAUCUUGUAAUCUACGCCCCUCAUCCCAAACCCUGACCGCGGACCGGGCCAAGGUCGAUUCAACUUUAAAUCCAUCGCGGUGCACGAAAUCUCCCUUGGUGCUUGUCUCGCUCGUUGACCGGCCUUUCGACAUUCCAGAAGACCAAUCCCGAUCUUUUCCUUCUCUCACACUUCCCAUUUUGUGGUCGCUACACCCCAGAUCACUCACUUCUGCACAAAUUAGUUUCUGGUCGGAGAUUUUUCCUUCUCUCCCUCGUUAUCUCAAGAAACGGAGCAACUGAAAUUAUUCCUGUCCAUCUUCAUCCAUCUCUUUUGCAUCUCCACACUAAAAUCAUAGAUUUUCCUACUUGAUUCGUGUUCUCUCCUAUUGCCUAGCCAAUGCCUAAAGAUCAACUCCUUUUUCUUCUCUUCCUUCUUCUUCUACAUCUGUCUUUUAGCAUCGCCUUGGAAAAUAAUCAGUGCACCAGCUCUUGCGGCGAUAUCAAGAACAUAAGCUCUCCGUUUCGGCUAAGGGGUGAUCCGGACUUCUGCGGAGACCCAAACUAUGAGCUAGCCUGCUUAAAUAACCGAUCCAUUUUGAAUUUGUAUUCGAGUAAGUACUAUGUACGGUACAUCGACUAUACCAACUACACGAUUAGGGUUACCGAUGUUGGGAUGACAGAGGACAAUUGUUUGCCUCUUUCUCUCCGCUCUUUGUCAUGCCGCGACUUGAACGAAGGUGAUCUGUAUAGUUGCACUGGAUACGAGUUAUACAAAUUCUAUGGUCGAGGGUUAGACAAGACCGUUUCGAUCGUGAACUGCACCAAGGCCGCUGCUUCUCAGUUUUACAUCGACGCUACGUCAUGCCAUGAUAGGAUUGAAUUUUCCAAUUUUUCUAGUACAAGAAGGCGAUUAUACGCCAUGAUCGAUGCGAAUGCCUCGAAUGUGGAAACUGCGUGCACUAUAGAGCUUCUGGCAAUGAUCCCAUGGUGGGCUGACGGUGACAGUCUUCAUUCCUAUGCGCAAAUUCAAGACCCGAUGGUUUUUGGGUUUGAGCUUUCAUGGCUUCCAAUGGCGGCUAAGAUGCAAUGCAAACAUCACUUUUGGUGGGACAUCAGCGGCAAAUACCAAAUUCGGUGCGGACUCAAGAACGGUAAGAAAUUUUGAAUUUGUUCAGUUUUCUUAACCCCCCAAAAAAAAAGUUGUGAGGACAUAUCUGGUCAAAAUCUAUGAAAUUUGAUCUAAACUUGAAAUUGAGUUCGGUCAUAUGUAUAUCUUUUCACAAACCUAUGUGAUUUGAAAAUGCCCAUUAAGAUCAAAUAUUUUAGUAAAUGAUGUUGUGGUAUUUGUUUACGUAUAAUAAUAAAUUCAUUUUCUUUAUUUAAUUCGAAUUCAUGUAAUUUAAAAAUGGCCAUUAAAAUCAAGUAGUUUGAUAAAUGCUGCUGUGGUAUUUUGUAAGUAUAAUAAUGAAUGAAUUUUUAUUGAUUUUUUAUUUAUUUAGUUCAGAUUCCGCUGACAAAUCUUAACGGAUUGAACCAAGACACUCAUUAUUUGAUUAUGGUAAAUAGGUAUCUUUUGAAUUUUUUUCAGCUUUCACUUACGUAUUCAAUUUCCCUUGUAGGAAUUUAUUUCCUCUUAAUUUACAGCCAGAUUUUGGGCUCACGCUCUUUGCCAUUGGGGGAUUCACGGUUGUGAAAUUCAUCUUGGGAGCCCCAUGUGUGAUGAUAUUGCUUAUACACAAAUGGAGGAGAAGACACUUAGCAAUGGAUCAAAACAUUGAAAAAUAUUUGCAAUCUAACAAUAACUUCUUGCCGAUAAGAUACUCUUACUCGAAGAUCAAGAAAAUCACAGGCAGUCUUAAGGACAAACUAGGUGAGGGAGGGUAUGGUUCUGUAUUCAAAGGAAAACUGAGAAGCGGUCGUGAUGUUGCGGUGAAGAUCUUGAAGAAUGGGAAAGCAAAUGGGCAGGACUUCAUCAGUGAAGUGGCUACUAUCGGAAGAAUUCAUCAUGUUAAUGUGGUUGGACUCAUUGGUUUUUGCUUUGAAGGCUCCAAACAAGCUCUCGUCUAUGAUUUCAUGUACAAUGGGUCUUUGGAUAAGCACAUUUUCUCACAAGGACAGGGGACUUGUCUUGAUUGCAAGGAAGUGUACAAGAUUGCUCUCGGAGUGGCUAGAGGGAUCAAGUAUCUUCAUCGAGAAUGCGACAUGCAAAUUUUACAUUUCGAUAUUAAGCCUCACAAUAUUCUUCUUGACAAGGAUUUAACUCCAAAAGUUUCUGACUUUGGGUUGGCAAGAUUGUACUCCCCGGACCACAACACUGUGUCUUUAACUGCCGCAAGAGGAACCUUAGGAUACAUGGCUCCGGAGCUAGUCUAUAAGAACAUUGGGAGUAUCUCUUACAAAGCUGAUGUCUAUAGUUUUGGCAAAUUGUUAAUGGAAAUGGCUAGUAGAAGGAAGAAUGCAGACACGGUUGCAGGGUAUUCUAGUGAUGUUUACUUUCCUUUAUGGGUUCAUGACCAACUUAGUGAGGGAUCGAACGUUCCAAUGGAAGAGUUUAGCGAGGAGGAUAAGAUAAUAGUAGAGAAGAUGAUAAUAGUUGCUCUUUGGUGCAUACAAUUGAAUCCCAAUGAUCGGCCUUCGAUGCAUAAAGUCUUGGAAAUGCUUGAAGGAGAAGCAGGUGAUCUACAAGUACCUCCCAAGCCACUCCUUUAUCCAAUGGAAAUGUCAACAAGGGAUGAUGAAACUUGGACCGACAAAGGCAAUGAUACUAUAUCUACUUCAUCAAUCAGUGCAACAACUUAUGAAGCUUUGCAUCUUGAGCAAGCCGUAUUACUAUUAGACAAGCAUAGAUAAAUAUCAGUAGCACCUACUCCAAUCACAUAUGUGACAAAUAGAAACAGAUCAUAUUGAUGAUGUAGGUCUCCUUUUAUGGCCAUCAGAUUCUAGACGUUUAUAACUAUGUUUAUGAAUCUUAAUUUCGAUUGUAUUUUAGUGUAGUCCUACGAGGAGUGAGUUUGGGUUU
This is a messenger RNA of Eucalyptus grandis, 3414 nucleotides long. RefSeq names its product rust resistance kinase Lr10. The transcript is spliced from 2 exons. Gene Ontology annotation, biological process: protein phosphorylation. Gene Ontology annotation, molecular function: protein kinase activity; ATP binding. The record is from RefSeq and is a predicted model, not a curated record. NCBI's taxonomy places the organism in Eukaryota, Viridiplantae, Streptophyta, Magnoliopsida, Myrtales, Myrtaceae. The coding region runs from base 2115 to 3245 and encodes 376 amino acids.